UCUGAGAAGUCAGAAAGAACAACAAAGAGGUCUAAAGUAUCCACUAUCCGAAGGAUAUUUGAUAUGGCAAAACAUCGAACAAAGAGGUCUUCUUUUUUCCCAACUGGAGUGAAGGUUUGCCCUCAAGAGUCAGUGAAGCAAAUUUUAGCAAGCCACCAAGCUUAUUAUAGGCUAAGAGUUUGCCAAGAAGCUGUAUGGGAAGCCUUCCGGAUCUUUCUGGAUCGGAUUCCAGAUGCAUCAGAAUACCAGAAUUGGGUCACCGCCUGUCAACGAGACACUUUCUGCAUAUUUGACAUUGGGAAAAAUUUCAGUAAUUCUCAGGAGCAUCUGGAGAUAAUUCAACGGCGAGUAAAGCAUAGGACCUUCCAGGAUAGAAAAGAGGAAAUUUCUACAGAGAAAACUAGUGGCAAAAAAAUUGAAGAACCUUCUGUUGCUACAGCCCCUAUAGGCCCCGUUGUUGACGACACCAAAGCUCCUGUGAAGGAGCCAAAGCCAGAGGUCCCAAACAUAGUCCCCGAACGUCCUGUGGAGCAGAUGGUGGAGUUCAGUGUGACCCUCACUGACCAGGAGUAUACCCCAGAACUGAGUGAUCCUGCAUCUCCUCAGUACCAGAAACUAGCUGAAAAAUUUCAGCUUCAAAUGCAAAAGAUAUUUGAGAAACUUGCAGGAUUCAAAGAAAUCCGUGUGUUAGGAUUUAGACAGAAGAAGGAAAAAGAUGGGUCAAGCAGCACGGUAGCUCGGUAUGUCAUCAACUUUGAGAGAGAGGAGUCUGAAGUUAAAGGUCCUGCGGAUGACAUCUCAACUAUCAGCUCCAACAAGAUUGAAAACGAAAAAGGUUCUAUUAGUACGGAGGGUGAGAUACCAGCAACUAAACCGAGAGUGACAGACCUUCAGCAGAUGGUUGCCAUGGCACUACAGGAAGAUAAGUCACUGUCCAUGGAUCUUGGGACACUUCAGUUUACUGACGAAGCCGUUAGGCCAUCAAGUGACGUAGAUAAUGAUAUCCAAUCCAUGGUAACAGAUGGUGUCGCUGGACCUGGGUUGGAGGUUAGCGACGAGGAGAGGGAAGAUGAGAAGAUGAAAGACCAGAUCCCCAGCACAGACUCAACAAUCCUCUCUGAGCAAGAUGCAAAGAUUACUGAUGAACUGGAAUCUUCAGGCGAUGAGAUUUUGGCUGCAAUAAGUACUAUACCGUAUGUCAUUGGUUCUCCUGCUCUUCCCACCUCUCUUCCUGAAGAUAUUUUGGGGCCUACAGAUCAGAUCAUUUUAUUGCCUGCUGUGACUACCAGUGGUCCUUCCAUUGUCAUUGACCAGUCUUUUGAAGCAACAAGCUCUGGGUGGGCAGUGACUGACAGUGACAUCCCUACAGGAUUUGACAUGGGGGUGCAAGAUAUUGCUACUGAACUAGAUACGGUUGACAUCAUGAGGCCAGCAACAAUUAGUGAGGAUGGAAGUGGCUACUAUGCGCUGCCUGAAACUCCGGAUAUGACUCCAGCUCCUCCACUGAAGUACGUAACCACCAGCUCAAUGACAACUGUAGCCAAAGGCAAAGAGCUAGUAGUCUUCUUCAGCUUGAGAGUAACCAACAUGCGGUUUUCCGAUGACCUCUUCAAUCGGAGUUCCUCAGAAUACAAAGCACUCGAACAGCAGUUCAUGCAGCUGCUUCUUCCUUACCUACAGUCCAACCUAACAGGCUUCAAGCAACUGGAAAUACUGAACUUCCGCAAUGGAAGUGUGAUUGUCAACAGCAAAAUGAAGUUUGCGAAGUCAGUGCCGUACAACAUCACAGAGGCUGUCCAUUGUGUGCUGGAGGAUUUUUGUGAUGCAGCAGCUCAGCGCCUUAACCUUGAAAUUGACAGCUAUUCCCUUGAUAUUGAGCCAGCUGAUCAAGCAGAUCCUUGCAAGUUCAUGGGAUGCGACGAAUUUUCACAGUGCGUAAAGAACGACUGGACGAAAGAGGCCGAUUGCCUUUGUAAGCCUGGUUAUGUACGAAGAGAUGGUCUGCCGUGCCGUAGCCUGUGUGAGAUUGAGCCACACUUGUGUGUUAAUGGUGGCAAGUGUGAAUUGGUUCCAGGAAGAGGGGCAGUGUGUAGAUGCCCAGCCCGUAGAAACAGCCAAGGGCGUUGUGCAAAAUACGCUCCAGCACCUACCCGGUCCAACAUCUCCAAAGCUUUGAUGCUUGGCUUAUUAAGCCUAGUUAUUCUUCUCAUCACUUUAAUAUAUAAGUUGCGAAGAAAAUGCAAUACCAAGCCUAAACUGGAAGGUCCUCCUCUCAGCCAAAGCAACACAGAGAAUGCUGUCAGAAUUAAUCCUGCCUUUGACCACCAUGAACCCAUCAGUAGUUUGUGUCAUGGGCCCUGUAAUGUAAGUGCUUGUAUCAGUCCUUCAGAGAGCAGUGAUCGAGAACUGCAAAAGCAUGACCACAGAACAGAGAAUGGAGGUAAAAUGCAUGCAAAUACUACUCGUUCCUCUUCAAAAUGGGUCUUCUCUUAG
This is a messenger RNA of Zootoca vivipara (common lizard), 2493 nucleotides long. NCBI's taxonomy places the organism in Eukaryota, Metazoa, Chordata, Lepidosauria, Squamata, Lacertidae. The record is from RefSeq and is a predicted model, not a curated record.